AUGUUCAAGCAAGAUCUUAAGGAUCCUUCAAAUAGGCUUUUAUCUUGGGUUGGUAAGGGAGAUUGUUGCAAUUGGACUGGAGUUGUUUGCGACAAUUUAACCGGUCAUGUCCGUGAGCUGCACCUUGGAUAUUAUUAUUCAGAUGAGUAUCUGAAUUGCAGUUUGUAUCAAGAAAACUCUUUGGGUGGCAAGGUAGAUACUUCUCUACUAAAUUUAAAGCAUCUGAACUACAUGGAUCUAAGCAACAAUGAUUUUGGACGAAUACAGAUUCCUAGCUUCUUAGAUUCCUAG
Messenger RNA from Prunus armeniaca (apricot), 291 nucleotides. NCBI's taxonomy places the organism in Eukaryota, Viridiplantae, Streptophyta, Magnoliopsida, Rosales, Rosaceae. The record is from the annotation of a GenBank genome assembly.